Branchiostoma belcheri (Belcher's lancelet) is the source of this 1403-nucleotide messenger RNA. RefSeq names its product zinc finger protein 782-like. Bases 116 to 1042 code for a protein of 308 amino acids. The record is from RefSeq and is a predicted model, not a curated record. Lineage: Eukaryota; Metazoa; Chordata; Leptocardii; Amphioxiformes; Branchiostomatidae. The transcript has 3 exons. Gene Ontology annotation, biological process: regulation of transcription by RNA polymerase II. Gene Ontology annotation, molecular function: DNA-binding transcription factor activity; RNA polymerase II cis-regulatory region sequence-specific DNA binding.
AUAUGAGAACCCAUACAGGAGAAAAACCCUACAAGUGUGAUCAGUGUGACUUUUCUACUGCAUACAAAAAUACCUGGACAUUCAUCUAACAAAGCACAGUGGGAACAAACCCUACAUGUGUGGGGAGUGUGGAUACAGGGCAGCUGUUAAGUCUAUCUUAUCCCAACAUAUGCGAACCCACAAAGGAGAAAAACCCUACAAAUGUGACCAGUGUGAUUAUUCUGCAGCACGGAAACAGUACUUGGACAACCAUCUAAAAAGCCACACUGGAGACAAACCCUACAUGUGUGGGGAGUGUGGGUACAGGACAGUUAAAAAGUCUACUUUAUCUUCACAUAUGAGGACCCAUACAGGAGAAAAACCCUACAAGUGUGACCAGUGUGACUAUUCCGCAGCAGAGAAAAAGUACUUGAAAAACCAUAUAAGAAACCACACUGGAGACAAACCCUACAUGUGUGGGGAGUGUGGAUACAGGACAGCUCACAAGUAUGGCUUACCCCAACAUAUGAGAACCCAUACAGGAGAAAAACCCUACAAGUGUGAUCAGUGUGACUUUUCUGCAGCACAGAAAUCCAGUUUUGACCAACAUCUCACAAAACACACUGGUGAGAAACCCUACAUGUGUGAGGAAUGUGGGUAUAGGACUGGUUACAGAUCUACCUUAACCAAACAUAUGAGAACCCACACAGGAGAAAAACCCUACAAAUGUGACCAGUGUGACUUUUCUGCAGCACAGAAAGGUUACUUGGACGAACAUCUCACAAAACACACUGGAGAAAAACCCUACAUGUGUGAGGAGUGUGGACACAGGACAGCUUACAGGUCUGCUCUAACCCAACAUAUGAGAACCCAUACGGGAGAAAAACCCUACAAAUGUGGCCAGUGUGACUAUUCUGCAGCAGAGAAAUCUACCUUAACCCAACAUAUGAAAACCCACACAGGAGAAAAGCCCUACAUGUGUGAGGAGUGUGGAUACAGGACAGCUUACAAGUCUAACUUAUCCAAACAUAUGAAAACCCACACAGGAGAAAAGCAUGGAUGAAAAAGGAUGAUGCAAAUUACUGACGAAAGCAAGUGGACGCUACCUGAAACGUCUUGAGGUUUCCAAAAUCACGUCCAGUUGCUUUUUGGCAUGUCUUAUUACCUUCACUGACGUAUGUUCAGUGAUGCUUCUUAAUAAAAAGUAGUGUCCCUUUGUGGCAAAAUCACCGAAAACGGUUUAUAACAUAUCUAAAGUUAAAACUUGAGAUCCAACACAAAGAAGUUCUCUCACCUAGGGCUUUCGACCAGUCACUCUGGUCUUCCUCAGUAGACUGACCCAGUCAGGCUUGUCACGUGGCUUCUUUGAACUUGUGACAUUAACACACUGUUGUAUGAGAAAUAAAGGAAGUGACAGCAAGUGA